CGUCGGCCAUAUUGUGUCUGAGACAGCAGAAUAAUCUUACUACACUACCGAAAAGGAGGAAGAUUUCAACGACUCUUUCUAUUAAGAGUGGUUUGCUUCGCAGGUUUCAUCAAAGUAACGGUACAGAGGUGCCACACCUCCCUCACCUACCGGUGGCCCCCUGCCCUCAUCCACAACCCUACCCCUCCUCUGGUCCAGUCCUAUCCAGCUGCAGUGAAGUCCCACCCCUUACCUUGCCAAGCUGUCGGACAUGUCGGGUCCGGUUCCGAGUCGGGCGCGGGUCUACACAGAGGUCAACACACACCGUCCCCGCGAGUACUGGGACUACGAGUCCCAUGUGGUGGAGUGGGGAAACCAAGAUGACUUUCAGCUGGUGCGGAAACUGGGGAGGGGAAAAUACAGCGAAGUGUUUGAGGCCAUCAACAUCACCAACAAUGAGAAGGUGGUGGUCAAAAUCCUUAAGCCAGUGAAGAAGAAGAAGAUCAAGCGAGAGAUCAAGAUUCUGGAGAACUUGCGUGGAGGCCCAAAUAUCAUCUCUCUUAUAGACAUUGUGAAGGACCCUGUGUCUCGGACCCCAGCUUUGGUGUUUGAGCAUGUUAACAACACUGACUUCAAACAACUUUACCAGACGCUGACUGAUUAUGACAUUCGCUUCUACAUGUAUGAAAUCCUCAAGGCUCUGGAUUAUUGCCACAACAUGGGUAUCAUGCAUCGGGAUGUGAAGCCGCACAAUGUGAUGAUUGACCACGAGCACAGGAAGUUACGUUUGAUUGAUUGGGGCCUGGCUGAAUUCUAUCACCCUGGACAAGAGUACAACGUCCGAGUGGCCUCACGCUAUUUCAAAGGGCCAGAGCUUCUAGUGGAUUACCAGAUGUACGAUUACAGCCUGGACAUGUGGAGUCUGGGGUGUAUGCUAGCCAGUAUGAUCUUCAGGAAGGAACCCUUCUUCCAUGGCCAUGACAACUAUGAUCAGUUAGUGAGAAUAGCCAAGGUUCUGGGCACUGAGGACCUCUAUGAUUACAUUGACAAGUACAACAUUGAACUGGAGCCACGUUUCAAUGACAUUUUGGGAAGGCAUUCCCGCAAGCGGUGGGAGCGCUUUGUGCACAGUGAGAACCAGCAUCUGGUCAGUCCUGAAGCGCUCGACUUCCUGGACAAGCUGCUGCGCUAUGAUCACCAGGCACGGCUGACUGCACGUGAAGCCAUGGAGCACCCGUACUUCUACCCCAUUGUGAAGGACCAGUCUCGUAUGGCCGGGUCCACUAAUGUCCCUGCUGCCAACACAGCUGUAAGCACCGCCAGCAUGAUCACUGGCAUCGCUGCACUGCCCGCCUCCACCGCCUUGGGUCCACUGGCCGGCUCCCCCGUCCUGUCUGCUGCCAACAGCCUGAACGCCCCGGUGGCGGCGGCGGCCGGCGCCCCCCAGUGAGCGCCAGCGUGCCGUGCCGUGCCGUGCCCUACCCUGCCCGCCCACACACACCCACCCCCUUACUACAAAACCCCCUCCUCUGAGCCUUGGCACAGAGCGGGGCAAUGCCAACCUUUGCAGUGGUGACACUUUUCUUUUCCUGGGUCGUAUUGGGAGGAGGGUGUGAGGUGGUGUUUGGAAUCAGAAGACAGAGUUUCUGUGUGUGUGUGUGUGUGUGUGUGUGUGUGUGUGUGUGUGUGUGCGCGCGCGCAAGUGUGUGUGUCUGAGAUUCACAAGUUCUUAGUUGCUUGACAAAAAAAAUAAUGUGUCUGAUGGAUGCGUGUGUGUGUUGUAUGUUUAUGCUCCUGUUCUAUGAGACAUUACACACCCACAGAUGAGCUGUUCAGAAGAUUUUCCUUUUUUCCUAAUGG
Molecule: messenger RNA, 1839 nt
Organism: Sardina pilchardus (European sardine)
Lineage: Eukaryota; Metazoa; Chordata; Actinopteri; Clupeiformes; Clupeidae
Product: casein kinase II subunit alpha
Exons: 13
Coding region: 251-1429 (392 amino acids)
Biological process (GO): peptidyl-threonine phosphorylation; peptidyl-serine phosphorylation; regulation of cell cycle
Cellular component (GO): protein kinase CK2 complex; nucleus; cytosol
Molecular function (GO): ATP binding; protein serine/threonine kinase activity
Source: RefSeq, a predicted model, not a curated record